AUGCUGAUUCGCACGCCUCAGGCCGCGGCGUCGCCAACGGCGCUCGCCGCACCCGCCACGACAGCCGCUGCGCCGUGGCGCGCCCUCUUUGUCCAGCACCUGGGACAGAUGCCCAUGCCGCUGUGUGCGGUCAGCACGCUGCACAGGACGGGCGAUGCGGUGACCCCUCGCGUGCGCAACUGCGUCUGCCGUGGCCUCUGGGCGUCGCUGCCGGCCAACGCAAAGAACCCGGCGCCGCGCAACCCAGCCAUCUACGAGAGCGACCUGCCCGUGUUUACGACAGACGCACGCAUGGCCAAGGCCGGUGAGAUUGGGCUGGAUGGCGGUGGGGCUGUCGAAGCGGUGUGGUGGGCGCCCGAGGCCGGCACGCAAUGGCGGGUGCGCGGGACGGCGUGGGUGCUGGGACCGGAGGUGGAGACGCCGACGGGGGCGGCCACACGGGCGGCCAUCCAAAAGCACAUGCGGCGUAGCAUUUCGGACCGUGGCCGAAGUGCGCCUGCAGCGACCGCGGCCACCGCGGCCACUGGCACCUCCGCCUCCUCUUGGAGCUGGUCCCGCGAGAUCACGGCACACUUUGGCAACCUGAGCCCUGGGAUGCGCGGCAGCUUCCGCAACCCACCGCCCGGCCAGCCCCGGCCGCCGCGCGGCGAGGCCGGCAACACACACCCUGGCGAGGGUCUGGGUGACCCGGUGGGCGAUGACCACCUCGACGACCCGGCGGCGCGGGCCAACUUCCGUGUGUGCGUGAUUGUGCCCGACGAAGUCGACCAGGUGGACCUGUCCAGGGGGGACGACCCGCGGCGGUGGCAGUACACCUACGUGGGCGAAGACGGCGACGCGCCGGACGGGGCAGACGUCAUCAACGGCUGGGCCAAGCAGGAGCUGUGGCCUUAG
Sporothrix schenckii 1099-18 is the source of this 894-nucleotide messenger RNA. RefSeq lists its product as uncharacterized. Gene Ontology annotation, molecular function: FMN binding. NCBI's taxonomy places the organism in Eukaryota, Fungi, Ascomycota, Sordariomycetes, Ophiostomatales, Ophiostomataceae. The record is from RefSeq and is a predicted model, not a curated record. The transcript has a single exon. The coding region runs from base 1 to 894 and encodes 297 amino acids.